AGCGAGGCCCAUUUAACAACUUGCAGACGACGAUGGAAUGGAAUUUCCUUUUCUCCAAGUAAAGAGUAUAAACCAUAAACCCAAAAGUUAAACCCUCACUGGUUUCACUUUCUCACAUUUGCGUUUCCUCGUCAGACAAAUAAGCAAUGGCGAACCAAGCGGCUGUGUCAUUCCUCACAAACAUCGCACGGGGCGCAAUCGGUCUCGGUGUCGGCGCCAGUGUGGUCAACUCGUCUCUGUACACUGUCGACGGCGGCCAACGCGCCGUCCUUUUCGACCGGUUCCGGGGAGUGAUCGACGAAACAGUGGGAGAAGGGACCCACUUUCUAAUACCAUGGCUUCAGAAGCCCUUCAUCUUCGACAUCCGAACCAGGCCACAUACCUUCUCAUCCAUCUCUGGAACCAAGGACCUCCAGAUGGUUAACCUCACCCUGAGGGUACUCUCUCGUCCGGAGGUCUCUCGCCUCCCCGAUAUCUUCAAAACCCUUGGUCUCGAAUACGACGAGAAGGUACUUCCUUCAAUCGGCAACGAGGUGUUGAAGGCGGUGGUCGCUCAGUUCAACGCCGACCAGCUCCUCACAGAGCGUCCACAUGUGUCGGCGUUGGUCCGUGAGAGUUUGAUCAAGCGAGCGAAGGAUUUCAACAUUGUGCUCGACGAUGUGGCCAUUACCCAUUUGUCGUACGGAGCUGAGUUCUCUAGGGCUGUGGAGCAAAAGCAGGUGGCUCAGCAAGAGGCCGAGAGGUCGAAGUUCGUGGUGGCGAAGGCUGAGCAGGAAAGGAGGGCUGCGAUUAUCAGGGCACAGGGUGAGAGUGAAUCUGCGAAGCUGAUUUCGGAUGCCACAGCUGCCGCUGGAAUGGGUUUGAUCGAGCUCAGGAGGAUCGAGGCGGCCAGGGAAGUGGCUGCAACUCUGGCCAAGAGUCCAAAUGUGGCAUACCUUCCUGGAGGGAACAACCUGCUCUUGGGUCUUAACACCUCACGUUGAGUUGAAUUGGUACUCUACAAAUAUGUUGCCUUUUUUCUGAGCUUGGGAAGACGUAUAAUGCAAUUAAUUAUUUCUGAAAUUUUGGCUUCGUAAUAUGUUGCUUUUUAGAACUUGAAGAUAUAUAUAAUGUGGUUAAUCAUUCCUGUGAUUUGUCUUCGUUGUAGAAUCCCCAUUUAAGCUUUUUUGAUAUGAACUCUUGGUUGGAAAAACAGAAUUAUUUUUGCAUUUUA
Ziziphus jujuba (common jujube) is the source of this 1213-nucleotide messenger RNA. RefSeq names its product prohibitin-3, mitochondrial. The record is from RefSeq and is a predicted model, not a curated record. The transcript has a single exon. Lineage: Eukaryota; Viridiplantae; Streptophyta; Magnoliopsida; Rosales; Rhamnaceae. The coding region runs from base 147 to 983 and encodes 278 amino acids. Gene Ontology annotation, biological process: mitochondrion organization. Gene Ontology annotation, cellular component: membrane; mitochondrion.